Messenger RNA from Mesocestoides corti, 207 nucleotides. The record is from the annotation of a GenBank genome assembly. NCBI's taxonomy places the organism in Eukaryota, Metazoa, Platyhelminthes, Cestoda, Cyclophyllidea, Mesocestoididae.
AUGAUCCAUCAUCGCAAUUUGACGCCGAUUCCCGCUAUCCUCGUAUUGCUCUUCCUUGCUGUUGGAUUUCAAUUCUACAGUGAUCUGUUCGCGUUGAUUGAGUUGGCUGGCUUCGCAUUCGCUUUUAUCGCAGCUCUGGCCGUGGCCUCCCUUCUCUACAUGCGAUAUAAGGAGCCCAACGUCAGGACAUCGUUUCAGGUACUUUGA